Molecule: messenger RNA, 1220 nt
Organism: Terrapene triunguis (Three-toed box turtle)
Lineage: Eukaryota; Metazoa; Chordata; Testudines; Emydidae
Product: class I histocompatibility antigen, F10 alpha chain-like
Exons: 7
Biological process (GO): immune response
Cellular component (GO): external side of plasma membrane
Source: RefSeq, a predicted model, not a curated record
GGCGCCACAGCCUGGCCGUGCUGGUCACAGCCGUCACCCACGAAGACGGGACCCAUCACUUCAUCAUUGUCACCAAGCUGGAUGACGUUCAGAUCACGUACUACAGCAGCGACACGCGAGAGCUCAGAGCCACCCAGGAGUGGGCAGAACAGGCCCUGGGCGCUGAGUAUCUCCAGGAAAAGACUCAGAAGUUCUGGACAUAUGACAAGGACUCUAAAGGAGGUAUCAGGAGGUGGAUGCAGCUGUACAACCAGACAGGCGGGAUUCACACUGCACAGGCUCAUGUGGGCUGUUCCCUGAGUGACCAGGCCCCCGUGGACCCGAGGUUCCAGUACGCCUUCGACGGGAGGGACUUCAUCAGCUUUGACAACCAGACGGGGACGUGGGUCGCAGCCGUGCAGCCGGCCUUCCUCCAGAAGCAGCGCUGGGAGACGGUCAAGACUUGGACUCAGUACGUCCAGAGGUACCUGCAGUAUGAGUGUCUGGAGACCCUGCGGCGCCUGGUGCAGCGGGCAAUGGGGACUCACACACUGUCUCCCCCGCCCCCAGUGCCCCCUGAGGUCUCGGUUUCCCGCAGAGACGCCCCCGACAGCUCCGUCACCCUCUCCUGCCGCGCCAGGGGCUUUUACCCGCGUCCCAUCCAUGUCUCCUGGGUGCGGGAUGGAGAAGACAUCCUGGCGGAGACAGACUCCAGCGGGAUCCUACCCAACACUGAUGGCACCUACUACAUGCAGUCGUCCCUGGAGAUCUCCCCGCAGCAGGACGGGCACCGCUACGCCUGCCGAGUGAAACACAGCAGCCUGGGGGAGCCCACGCUCAUCUGGGAAACGGCCGAUCCCUCAGUGAAUUUCAUUAAGUUUCUGGCCGUGGCUUCAUCCAGUGACAGUUCUGUUGAAGCGCUCGACAAGCCCGUCCGUCUGCGGGUGAUCCACGGAUGCCUGCAGCUUCUCAGUGCCCAGCAGCGUACGCACCUGGCGGAACAGCCGGGAGGGGAAGUUGGUGCCUUGAUCAGUGAGAAGUUCCCGGGGAAGCCCAGCACCAGCGAAGAUCUUCACCAGUCCCGGCGCUGUGCUGCCCCUGGGAAGAAGGGCCCCCUGCACCCCGGGGUCCUGGCCGCCAUCGUCCUGGCCGGGCUGGUUCUGGCUGGAGCCGUAGGGGCCGGCAUCAUCCUGUGGAGGAGAAAAUCAGCAGGCCCCUACGUUCCGGCAGCCAGUGAGUAA